Coprinopsis cinerea okayama7#130 is the source of this 1368-nucleotide messenger RNA. RefSeq lists its product as hypothetical. Gene Ontology annotation, molecular function: protein binding. NCBI's taxonomy places the organism in Eukaryota, Fungi, Basidiomycota, Agaricomycetes, Agaricales, Psathyrellaceae. The record is from RefSeq and is a predicted model, not a curated record. Bases 1 to 1368 code for a protein of 455 amino acids. The transcript has a single exon.
AUGUCUUCCAAGCAGGCUCUUGUCAAGAAACGUACGCAUAUCGAGUCUCUGCCCGCGGAGCUUGUCGCACGUAUCAUCUCUUCCAGAUACUUCAGCAUUUACGAGCUUAUCGGGCUCCUCGGAGUCUCUCGCCAAUUCUUCUACGCUAUCAUCGGUGACCCCACUCUUUGGACUACGUUAUACCUUUACGUUCGUGCGGAGCGGUGUCUGCCGUCAUAUUUUGCACUCCUCGACCUGGCACUUGAGCGCUCUGGAACCCGGACCUUGCGCUUGGGAAUCCGUGUGGAAUCAGAAUGCCCUCCCAACUUGAUACGCCAAGUUGCGGCUCGUGUUGUGCUAUCGGCCGACCGCUGGAACUCCCUGGACAUAAUUCCCAAGGGUACUGACCCAAACAAAGUCGUGCAAACUUGGGUCCACGAGCUCUGCAGCUUGGCCAGCCAGGGCAAAACCUCGCCCUUUACCGCUGUGAAGUACUUUGCCAUUGUGCCCACGCACCUGAAAGGUAAACACCGCUUCAGACUCGAUAUCGAGAACCACAAGCUGUCUCGGGCCUUCCCUAGGCUCCGAAAUGUGGAUUUCCAUAAUCUGGAGUUUCAUGCCCAAAAUCUGAUCAAUGGACUGGCCAACACUGGUACUUUGGAAUCACUUUUCAUUUACGGAAACGCGUACUCGGCCCCUGCAUUGAUGGCGCGAGACAUCCUGAAGCGUGCACCCGGCCUAAAGACUUUGGUUCUCAAUACGCAAAUUAUAUUCCCUAGUCGGAAUUCCACCUUCGAAACACCCAACGUCCUUCGACAGACCUCAGGCUUGAGUUCACUGUAUCUGGCAGGGCCCUUAUCUUUCUUGUGCGAUGAGCUUCGCUCCCUCCACCUUCCACAUCUACAAAAACUCGCACUUUUCCGGUAUCGCGGUGCCCCAAGCGGGGGCUCCUUGGUCGACGACAUCUUGUCAUUGGUAAACGAGUCAGGAUGCAGGCUCUACGACCUCACUGUCAACAAUAUCUCCUUCUCCAACGAAGACUUGGUCAGACUGCUCGUGGCUUUGCCUGAUUUGGUCGCCCUCAAGUUGACAUUCCCAGCUGGAGGCGCCAAUCACCACCUCUUCCGCAUGCUCCUAGACAGAUCCAGGACGGAAGCGGUCUUGCCCAAGCUGAAGGCGAUUCGUGUGGCCACGUGUCCCGACUACGAGGGUAAUGCAUACAAGUUUCCAACAAAUACUUGGGACGAGUUUGUUAACGACCCGAGGCGCCAGCCCGGCGGGGACUUGAGUACCCUUACAGAGGUUCAGUUCUCCUUUGGAAACCAGGAGGACAUGGAGCGUUUACAGAAUUGUAUCCCAAGCCCCUCAGAGGGAGACUCGGGCUUUUGA